AUGAAGGGUCUUGCCAUCGCCUUUGCGGCGCUUGUGUCGUCGACAUGUGCGCAGUACAUGAAGACUCCAGCCUCGCCUCGUUAUGUCUCUCACAAGGCCGUCCCGAGACAGGCGGGCAACCAGACUGGCAACUCAUGGCCCUACGCUCCCUUCAGCACUCGCGGACGUGAUAUCGUCAAUGCCCGCGGUGAUGUCGUGACUUGGGCUGGUGUCAACUGGCCGAUGAGUGGAGAGACUAUGGUCCCUGAGGGUCUGGAAUGGGCCUCAGUUGACCAGAUUCUCGACGAUGUCGAGAGCGUUGGCUUCAACUACAUCCGCAUGGGCUACGCCAUCGAGAUGGUCGACCAAAUCUACGACCGCGACGGCGAGGACGUCCCGCUCGAAGUCGCUAUGAUCACGGCCCUUGGCUUCGUCAACGGCACAAAGGUCACCAACGAAAUCAUCCGCAACAACCCGACCUGGACCCGCGAGACGACCCGCUUCGAGAUCUGGUCCGCCAUCGUCGAGGCCGCCUACGAGCGCGGCAUCUUCAUCUCCCCCGACGUGCACGUCGGCAAGGCCCAGUGGUGCUGCUCCCACACGGACGGCAACGCCUGGUUCGACGACGUCAACUUCAACACCACCCACUGGCGCCGCGGCCUCUCCUACGUCGCCAACUGGGCAAAGUCCCACCCCAACAUCGUCUCCCUCUCCCUCCGCAACGAGGUCCGCGAGUCGUGGAACGUGACGAACCUGUACUACAACUGGGACACGCUCGUCGGCAACUUCUCCGCCGGCGCCGACGCCAUCCACGAGGCCAACCCGGACGUCCUCAUCCUCUGGGGCGGCAUGCAGUACGGCCAGGACCUGUCUGCUCUCACCUCGGGCAAGAACUACCUGACGGCGCCGUGCUACAAGUGCACCGCCAUUCGCGACGCCGCCCGCCGCGAGCCCAAGGUGUUUGACCUCGACAGCCACGCCUGGGCGGACAAGCUCGUCUGGGAGCUGCACCUCUACAAGAUGAGCGAGGAUGUCGACACGGGAUCGUGCCCUAUUAUCGAAGCGGGUCUUUAUCGCAACGGCUUUAACGCGUUGGGUAUUGACAAGCCCGCGGCCUGCAAUGUUACGAACGACUGCCCCAAGGCGAGCCGGUUGACGCCCGUCAUCUUUUCGGAGUUUGGCAACGGCCAGGACGAUACGCUCCGUAACGAUACCCUUCAGGUGUGUCUGAGGGACUACACCGUCAAGCACAACGUCAGCUGGAUGGUCUGGGGACUUGCCGGUAGCUAUCGUGUGCGCUCCGGCGCGCAGGGUGUGCCCGAUACGUGGGGCCUGUCCAACUAUGAGUGGAACGGUUGGAAUUCUCCCGAGACCAUUGAGGAUAUCUGGAAGCCUUGGGUGAAGGCUAUGAACCCGACUAGAAAGUCAUGA
Molecule: messenger RNA, 1410 nt
Organism: Colletotrichum acutatum
Lineage: Eukaryota; Fungi; Ascomycota; Sordariomycetes; Glomerellales; Glomerellaceae
Product: beta-1,6-galactanase
Exons: 3
Coding region: 1-1410 (469 amino acids)
Molecular function (GO): hydrolase activity, hydrolyzing O-glycosyl compounds
Source: RefSeq, a predicted model, not a curated record